This is a messenger RNA of Rhineura floridana, 2704 nucleotides long. RefSeq names its product semaphorin-4D-like. Bases 101 to 2551 code for a protein of 816 amino acids. Gene Ontology annotation, biological process: positive regulation of cell migration; negative regulation of axon extension involved in axon guidance; negative chemotaxis. The transcript is spliced from 15 exons. The record is from RefSeq and is a predicted model, not a curated record. Gene Ontology annotation, molecular function: semaphorin receptor binding; chemorepellent activity. NCBI's taxonomy places the organism in Eukaryota, Metazoa, Chordata, Lepidosauria, Squamata, Rhineuridae.
CGCCCAACUGCCGUUUUCCAGGCAAUUUAUGGUGUGAGGGAAGGGAGGGUUCCUUUGUGGGGAAUGUUGGUUGUCCUGAGUCAACACGGGACAGGUUGCGAUGUUCUGCAACAAAAUGACAAGCACCAUCGCUGCCUUCUGCCUUUCAGGCCUUUGGGGAACAAUCCAGCUACUGGAAGCAAGGGAUCUCCAGAACUGUGUGCCAAGAAAAACAGUGGCAUACCAACCUGAAAAUCUGAACAUUUUUUGGAAACCAGGACUGUCCAAUUUUUCCACUCUCUUGGUGAGUGAAGAAACCAACACUUUGUAUGCCGGAGCUAAAGAUUAUAUCCUUGCUCUUGACUUGAAUGAUAUCUCUAAAGAAAUAACCAGGGAGGUCUGGUUUGCCCCAGAGGACAGGCAGCUUGAAUGCCUUCGCCGAGGAAAGAGCAAAGCAGAAUGCCAGAAUUACAUCCUCCUCCUUCAUGAGAUAAAUGCGACCAGCUUCUACAUUUGUGGAACCAAUGCUUUUCAUCCAGCUUGUCGUUACAUGGUCAUUGACGACAGGAAGUUAAAGCUGCAGUCAAAGGCUGUGGAAAGCAGAGGUAGAUGUCCCUUUGAGCCAAGGACAAGAUAUGCGUCCUUGAUGGUUGACGGUGCACUUUAUUCUGCCACUUCAAACAACUUCUUGGGUACGGAGCCAAUUAUACUACGGAGUUUGAGGAAUCCUUUAAGGACAGAGUUUAAAGCAUCCUGGCUUAACGAGCCCACCUUUAUUCAUAUUGAUCUCGUACAGGAGAGCAAUGCAAGCUCCGACACGGAUAGGAUUUAUGUGUUCUUUACUGAAACUGCCGUUGAGUUUGAGUUCUACGACAAGCUUCUGGUCUCCCGGAUGGCCCAGAUCUGCAAAGGUGAUCUUGGCGGGAAGCGCACACUGAAAAAAAAAUGGACUUCAUUUUUAAAGGCCACCCUUGUCUGUUCUGCUCCUGAAUCAGAUUUCCAGUUCAACGUCCUUCAGGCUGUCUUUGUGUUCAAAACCACGAACUGGCGGGAAACCAUCUUUUAUGGGAUUUUUACCCAGCAGUGGGGGAGAUUGGACAUCUCAGCUGUUUGUGCAUUCAAAAUGGAAGCUGUGAAAGAUGUCUUCCUGAAAGGGAACUUCAAAGGCCCUGUUGCUGUCGAGAAUUCCCACACAAAAUGGGUGGUGCACAGGGCAGAUGUCCCCACUCCUCGCCCUGGUGCUUGCCUUGACAAUUCUGCCCAACGCCAGGAAUACAGCUCUUCUCUUGACUUGCCAGACAGAGUCCUCCAGUUUGUCAGGGAUCAUCCUCUGAUGGACAGCAAUGUGGACCCUGUUGGCCGUCAGCCAGUGUUGCUGAAAAGAGGCACAAGAUACACACAACUUGUGGUAGACCGAACCAGGGGCUUGGAUAAUGCAACGUAUGACAUAUUUUUCUUAGGGACAGAUAAGGGCUAUCUGCACAAAGCUGUCAACCUCCAGGGGGCGAUGUUCAUUGUGGAAGAGUUGCAGCUGUUUCCAUCGCUGGAGCCUGUGCAGACACUCAAGCUGGCUCCCCAAAAGGGCCUCUUCUAUGCUGGGUCUCCCUCCCACCUGGUGCAGAUCCCUGUGGCAACCUGCAGCCAGUACAAAUGCUGCUUUGAUUGCGUCUUAGCCAGAGAUCCUUACUGCGCCUGGUCCCUGUCUCUUCGCAGUUGCAUCCUCGUGACUAACCAGUCAGGGGGCUCACAGGAUCUGAUUCAGUGUGUCAGGAAUGGUGAUGCCUCCAGGUGUCCUGAAGUGGAAAAGAACAUCAGGAGGUACCCUGUUGCCCUUGGUAGCAGCCCGCAUCUCAGCUGCACCCCACUGUCCAACCUAGCAAAGUCUGUCUGGACAUUUAACGGUAGCCACCUGCAAGAAGAAGAGGCGAAAUAUCUCUUCCAUGCUGAAGGGUUGGUCGUGUUUAAUGUGACAGCUGAUGACAUCGGGCUGUAUGAGUGCCAGUCUGUUGAAAUGGCCAAUGGGAGAGAAUUCAGCAUUUCUGUGUCUGCCUGUCUUCUUUACCCCCAGCAGGAGAGAGAUUUCAUCAUGGCCCCAAAGAGCAAUUUGUCAAACCAGAUGUGUGCCAUCUCAGCAGCAACAAAGAGCCAGUUGUCAGCGUCUCCCCAGAUGGUGGACCCAGCAAGAUUAGAGCAGCCCCAGGGAGUCCGAGGGCUGUCGUUCACUUUGAUGCUUUGGGGCUCCACGUUUGCCCUACUUUUCCUUUCCUUGCUCUCCUGGAAUUUUUACAAGGGCCACCUCUCUCUCCCCUGGAAAACCUCUGGCAGCAGGAGGUCAGAAGUGGCAGGCACAGUCGGACAAGCAAGUCUCGACCUGAGUCUAGGGCAAACAGUCUUGACUCAGGAAGGCUUCGCUGCCUGUCCUAUUGCCACCUCCACCAGCGAAUCAGGCCCACUGGUGAACUCAUCCAAAGAUGAGUGCGGCGUGAAAGCGAAGCAGAGCACCAGCCUCGCCAAGGGUGGGAUGGUGUGUGGCUCUUCCAACUGCCUGGUUAUGAAUGAAGCCUUGCUUUGAAGUAUGACGGUACCGAUGGAGGGAGCUCAGCACCAUCAUGUACACAGGCGUCUUUUAAACAAACAACAGGAGUUGCUAAAUGUGUUUGGAGUCUCUUUCUUUGUCACUCCCAUUGUCAGAGAGUUUGUGAAAAUUAAAAUUUUUAGGAAAGUU